Dunckerocampus dactyliophorus (ringed pipefish) is the source of this 2168-nucleotide messenger RNA. RefSeq lists its product as uncharacterized. Bases 358 to 2076 code for a protein of 572 amino acids. NCBI's taxonomy places the organism in Eukaryota, Metazoa, Chordata, Actinopteri, Syngnathiformes, Syngnathidae. The transcript is spliced from 14 exons. The record is from RefSeq and is a predicted model, not a curated record.
ACCACUCAUUUCCGCCUCUGUCUAUUAGACCCGGGUAAAACACGAGCCACUUCCCCAUAGACAAUACGGUAUAUAUAGUAUAGAUAGAUAAUAUAUUUAAACCUAUGACUUUAUUUGCUGUUUAUAUUUUAAGUUCUAUCUAUUGAUUUUUAAUUGGUACAUUAGUUUUGGCACAUCGUUCAUUAAUUACAUACUUAAGAACAACUGAGACUAAACGUAUCUCGUGCACAUUAGCAAUAAUAUGUUUUUAAGCGAAUGUAAAAAACUUACAUUAUUCUGACAAAUUUUAUUUAUUAAUUAGUACUUCACAAUUUAGCUUAUCUACUAUUCGCUCUCGUUUGCUCUCUGUCGUCUAAAAUGAACUGGGUUGGCGGGUCGAGGAGCCGACUUAUUUUGAAGAAUGAUACAAAAAAGCAGCGUGAGUUCUUUGAAAAGAGGAAAAUGCAAAACAAAGUGAAAAACAUGGGGGUUGUGUCAUCAGCCUCCCCUAAAGGCGUCACUUUUGGCAGCAUGGACCUCUUGACACUAUUUGUUGUCAACCAGAUUGCUGCAAAAAAGGAGCAUACAGAUCCUCCUCUAGUAUCAGUGCCGAGCUCCAAAGGAAGAGGGAAGAAGCGGGGAAUGGAACCCUUAGUGCUCCCGAUGAGCCCCUGUUCUCCAUCACAGCUGAGUCUGGUUGAUGGCCAACCUCAAUACAGCAUUCAAGGAGAAAGGAUGAGACAGAUUGACCCACAAGCGGUUAAGAUUCGGAAAUUGUCACCUGUUCUGGAGUCAGCCUACUCAGACAACAGCGGGUCAGACUACCUGCCGCCAAUAGUGGAUCCCCUCAGCCCCUUCUCGUCCUCGUCCUCCUCCUCAGGUCAAGGAAGAUUCUCCCUGCAGUUGCAAGCACAGCCACCCUCUCAGUGGCUGCCUUCACCUUGGGACACAUCGGGUCCGGAUCAGAACACGUUUCAGCCUUACUUUGAGCCCAGACUGAUGACAGAAGGCAUCAAAUGGUCUUCUGGUUCUAACCUGGCCACACCCCCAAAUGCAAAAAUAUUCGUGGCCAGUAAACACUCAAGACAUGAAGUCACCCUUCUGCACCAAGAACAGGAACCCAUGCAGGACUUCACUGUGAACCAGACGAGAGGCGAGCAGCACUUUGAAGAGGACGUCUUUCAGGGCUUGAGCACUGAAGAAUAUGAUGGUAUUUUGAGAUUAAGUGGUAAAGCUACGCUUUCCUUCACAUGCAUUUGCAUUACAGCUCUUUUUGGGAGUGAAAAAACAAAGAUACAUCUCAAACAGGAAUCAGCAGGUCAAGCUUCAACACCACAAACUGUCCCUGAGCCACAGGUCAUUGGUGUGCAGUUGCCCAACUGCAGCAACAUGCACUUUUCAUGUCCUGACUACCCAAUGGAUGGCUAUUCACCAAGCUCCUCUUGUAGAAGGGGUUUCCUGAGUUCAGACUCCAGUGAUAGUGAAGAAUGCCAUCAGCCAUUGGAUCAAGCCUGUUGUUCAGACACUACUCCCCGCAUAAACCAACAACAGAACUGGGAUUGUCAAACUAUGGUGAAGAAUGACACCAUAAAAAGUGUCAACACAUCUCCAUUAGUGUCUCCUCACCUGCGAGCCCCAACUGAGAGCUCAGAAAGGUGCACAUGCAAGAAAACGCGCAGGGAAAUGCGAGAAGCAGAAAGCCAAACCACGCAAGAAAUGUGUGAUGCUGCGAUUCAGUGCAGUCUUCCGUCAGAGAACAGAGACCCCACUUUGGCCUUAUACCUGUCACCUGUUGAUGUGUCACUACAGCCAGUGUCCACCAGGGGGCAGACUGGUUGCACAGAUGCUCCAAUAGCUAGCAAUGGAGGACGCAAGACGAGGAACUCAAACACAAACGCAAGUAACAACAAAUUAAGGCUUUUCCAAGACAUGAUGCGGAAAAUCAACAGCAAAGAGGUGCAGCAGCAUGAGGUCACAGGGCAACAAGACAGUCUGGAGUGCACAUCUACCACCAAAAGACUCUCAGAGGAGGCUGAAACACUUGAGGAAAUAGCCAACAUUUUGCUCCUGUUCAAGCAGAGAAAGGAAGAGGAAUGAUGAUGGUAAAGAUGACAUACCUGCUCCGUGCAUGUUGUCCUAAAUGAAUCGUAUUAACCUCCUGUUGGUGAAAUAAAAACUCCGAAGCGUUA